This is a messenger RNA of Leptosia nina, 5904 nucleotides long. Lineage: Eukaryota; Metazoa; Arthropoda; Insecta; Lepidoptera; Pieridae. The record is from the annotation of a GenBank genome assembly.
AUGACUGUGUGGCGAAAAUUGGAAAAUGACGAAUGCUACGCUGUUGCCCUGUACAACUUUAACGCCACAUCACCCAACCACCUGCAGCUCGAAGUGGGCGAGCUGGUUACCCUUAGAGGAGAGUGCAAAGAUUGGUACUGGGGGCAAAGUCUCCGUGGUGAUGCGAGCGGCGCCUUUCCCAAAAAUUAUGUGAUGAUACGAGAGUGUCAUGUAGACAGAUGUGGCGAGACAGUGGUGGCAUCUGCCGGAGGCGGAGGAGUGGUCCAUGACAUUGCAGUGACCCUUAGAGAAUGGCUGCAAAACUGGAAGGCUCUCUAUACAAAAAACGAUGACAGAUUCAAGUUCAUGGAAGUGAGCAUGAGGGCGUUAUUAGAAUUGAGGGGGCAGGCGGCCUCGGGAGCUUUACCUCAAGACUUAUUACGUCGCGUUGCCAGGACUGCCGUCUUCACUAUAGAUAAGGGAAAUAGAAUAUUAGGCAUGGAAUUAGCUGUAAGAACAAUAAGUGGCCAAUUGGUGGACCCAUUGACAACGUCGACCUUCAAGUUAAACGCUUUACACGACGAAGCUAACUCGCGAAUAGAUAAGAAUAUGGAAACCACGCCCUCCAGCCGACCCACAAGCCAAGGUCCGACUGCGCGUACAUAUACUGUGGUUGUUAAUGUGAAGAACUUUGUAUGCCGCAUGAGCGACGUGGCUGAAUUGUCUCUAGCGCUGCACGAUUCCAGUGGCAUAAAGCUUACUGAGAGUAUACUACUACGCUGGCCUCCGCAGAAUUUGGCCGUCGAACUGUUUACAGCGCCCUCUCUUGUUUUCACGGAUCUCGGGAGCGACAUAAAAAAAGAAAAAAUAUUCCUCGUUUGCCACGUUGUACGAUUGGGGUCUAUGGAGCCACAAAAUAUUGAUCAUAGUUUCGAUCGAAUAUCCUGUGUGCCCAGACGCAGCACAAUAACCGGCGCGUUGCCAACCACGAGUGCUGGUUCUAUGAGGCGGCCAUUCGGCGUCGCGCUCGCUGACGUCACACAGCAUUUGUCCAAUCAGCAAGCGGACAAGGAGAUACAGCUACCGUUUUAUGCAUGUGAGAAGGACAACAUGGACUCUCUCUUGAAGAAAGUGAUAUCGAAUAGAGAUCUCAAGGACCAGAAGCAUACUCAGGGAUUAUGGGUUUAUCUUCAGAUGUUUGAGGGCGAUUUGAAACAAAUACGCCAAGAAAACCCGCACAUUGUCGUGGGGAACAGCGCUUUCGCGAGAAAAAUGGGAUUCCCCGAAGUGAUUUUACCGGGGGAUGCCCGGAAUGAUCUGUACGUCACCUUAUGCAGCGGCUCCUUCUCGCGGGGCGGAGGGAAAUCUUCUGAAAGGAAUAUCGAAUUAGUGGCUAGAGUGGUGGAUAAAAAUGGACAGACAAUACCGGGUGUGAUCUCAAUAGGCGCUGGCGUACCUCUAGUCAACGAAUACACCUCUAUAGUUUACUAUCACGAAGACAGACCUCGUUGGCAAGAAGUGUUUAAGGUUUGUCUGAAUAUAGAAGAGUUCAAGGAAGCGCAUAUAGUGUUUCUCUGCCGGCAUCGAAGUUCAAAUGAGGCAAAAGAUCGCAGUGAAAGACAUUUUGCCUUAGCUUACUUGCGGCUAAUGCAAAAAGAAGGCACGACCACAUCUGAUACUCAGCACCAUCUGGCGGUUUACAAGAUUGAUCACAAGCGAUCACAGACAAGUGAAGUUGAAACAGAAGCUGCAGCUGCGUGCCUUGGGCUACCAUCCAGGCGAGAUGAACUCCCUGCCGGUUCGGAUCGGGGCCUGACAAGAGGUCCACUAUCACUGGUCCAUAGAGAUACCCUAACAGUCGCUACUAAGUUAUGCUCAACGAAGUUAACACAAAGAGAGGAAAUCCUUGGCGUACUUAAGUGGAGUACCCAUCAUGCUGAAGGAACUUUACGAACUGCGCUAACAAAGUUACUUCGAGUGCCUAAUGACGAAUUGGUAAAAUUCCUUCAAGAUAUCUUGGACGCACUGUUCUCUAUACUGACACAGGUAGAAGAAGAGAGCUGUUCCUACACAGAGCAGAGUUACGCAGUGCUCGUUCUAGACUGUCUUUUAGUUGUCAUAUCAUUAGUAGCGGACCACAAGUACCAGCAUUUUCAACCUGUGCUACAUGUUUACAUAGAACAGAGUUUUUGCGAUGCGCUUGCUUACGAAAAGUUAAUAUCGAUAAUGGUAUGGGCAAUACAAUCGGCUGAAAACGGGGAGGUGGCUUCAAAGCGUUUAUUACAGUGUAUGAAGUGCCUUGAAAGCCUCGUUCGUGUUCUCGUUCGUUCGCGGCAACUGCGAGCGGCUCUAGGUUCGCGUGCUACUAAUUGUAAUGCGAACGGUGAUAAUGACCCAUACUGCCCUCAACUUGAGAGUUUGCUAGAAGCGUUAGUAUGGUUGAUGCGUUGCGGUGACCACGCGCUGACGUGUCAAGGUUCCGCGCUCAAGUAUUUGCCACACGCCAUUCCCCAUAUGAUCAAAAUAUAUCCAGAUACACAGCUCAGCGAAUACACAGUGCGAGCGUUGGAAGCACUACCGCUCGGACGUUUAUCAAAUCAGCGGCUACAUGCGCUUCUAGAACUAAUCAAAGGACCUCUCGGUACCAGCGCGGGCGCACGGGCUAUACUCUUGCCUCACCUUGCUCAAACACUACGGGCCUUAUUGCGAGCGCCUGCUGAGUGGGAGCGCGAAGCAGCCAUAAAGUCGCGAUCAGUCAGCAAGGCAGCCAGACUCCUCGGCGCUGAUACCACUCGCCUCAUCGAUAACUCCCAGCAACAGCAGUUUGUGGAGUUAUGUGUAGAAACAUUGGGCGAGGUCGUCACACUUUUGGCACGUGACGAUGUGGGACCAGUGGAAGGCGAUAGGGGCGUAUUGGCGAAGGCCUUGUUACCUACUGUGCUGAAGAUAGCUGUCACGAUGAUCAGAGAACGGGGAAGAGAAGAGGGAAUCGCUAACGAUGAUCCUUUACUGCGAAAACUCAUCUGUGUGCUGUUAGACAUGGUGCGCCAGAUGUCCGAAGAGCAAUAUACAAUGGUGAUGAAGACGGUUGAAGCGGAGAGCGCUGAAAGAUCAGAAUCGCUCGUGCAAGAUGCGCUUGCGUUAAUGACGUCACUGCUGCAGAGGCCAGUGUUUCGGCCGCACUGGGCAGAUAUGCUACACUUGCAGCAUUACGUUAUGAUGCAUGCAUUGAGGUUACUAUCCAGAAUGCUUCGGGACAGCCUGGCUUCUAUAGACGAGAGUGAUACAGAUGGAUUGAACAGCCUUCACUCAACCUUAGCAGAGUGGUUCAGUACUGUGGGUCUGGUUGCGUCGUCGCCACCAUUGCAGCUCGAAAGCGUACCAGCAACAAGGAAACACCGAGUCGUUAUGCUAUAUGGCGAUAUACGACGCAGUGCCGCUACUUUGGCUGCGGAGAUGUGGCAUAGCUUGGGAGAGCACAAGCGUUACUUCAUUCCACAAUUAGUGGGGCCGUUCCUGGAAGUGAGUUUCCUUAAUGACGAAGAAGUCCGCAACACGAUCAUACCUCUUUUCUACGAUAUGAUGCAAACCGACUUUCGACAUACACUGGACACUUAUGGAGAGGGAAACCUGCGUGCUUUCGAGAACGAACUCAUUGAUAAACUAGACGUACUGGCUGAAGCUGGGCGUGGCGAUGCAGCGUGGCGGGCACGUUUCGUUUCUCUUUGUGGCGCUAUGUGCAAUCAAAGUUCUGAGUUGCGUCAAUGCGGGUCAACCCUCGUUGCGGCAGCUGCUAGACAACUGGACGCAUUGCUUCAGUACAGAGCUGCGCCGACGUCGCAUAGAAUGUAUUUGAUCACUAGUGUAUUACGAUUCUACGAGCAGAUUGAACGGCCCCAUAUGUACAUAAGAUACGUACACCGAUUAGCUGCAAUGCACCGCGCGUCCCAACAUUGGGCCGAAGCCGGUCUCACUCUGAAACUUCACGCUAAAUUACUCGAUUGGAGUCACACUGCGUUACCUCCAAGAUUACGGCAUCCCGCUGCGCCUGAGUCGCACCACACGCAUUUGGAUUUAAAGAUAUUCCUCUAUGAAGAGAUGGCACGGUUACUCGAGUCUGGCAGGCAAUGGGAAGCGGCAGUCGAAGUCAUAAAAGAGCUGGUCUUAGUUCACGAACAGAACGCAUUAGACUAUACGGCGUUGGCUGAUCUACACGAGCUGUUGGCGUCGUUGUACCGCGCUACAUUGCAUCAGACGCGACUUCCAAAUUCCUACUUCAGGGUCCGCUAUUUAGGAAAAGGAUUUCCAUCACAUUUACUAACGCCGAAGGGCUUCGUCUACCGGGGCAACGAAUGUGACAUGCUACAUAAUUUCAAAGAGCGAAUGCUCGAUGAAUGGCCCGAAGCCGAGGUUCUCCUGAAAUUGGAUGAACCAGGAGAAGACAUUACAGAGUCCGAUGGACAAUAUUUACAAAUAAACGCGGUAACGCCUGUGAUAUCAGAAAAGUGGGCUCAUCUGGUCGGCAAACCAGUCGAUGAGCGGAUUUUGCAGUAUUAUGAAAACAAUAAUGUUAAUAAGUUUAUUUAUUCUAGACCUGUAUAUAAAAAUGAUGACGGAGACAUUAUAUCCGGGAACAAUGUUGCGGGAGCUAAAGAGUUCGCAACGAGAUGGAUAGAGAGGACCGAAGUUGAGAUUAGUGAUAAUUUACCAGGUAUUUUGCGAUGGUUCCCUGUGGUGGCGUCAAGGACGUUCUUGGUAUCGCCUCUCGAAGUUGCUGUCGAGACUAUGUCAAACACGAAUCGACAAUUAAAACGGGUUAUAAUGGAGACUAAGAACACAAAUGCUAUACUCCAUCCUCUCACUAUGAGGUUGCAAGGUAUAUUAGACCCUCAAGUACAAGGCGGACUUGUUAACUAUGAACUGGCGUUCUUUACUGCAAGCUACGAAGCAAGACACCCUGAACAUUGUGGUCUACUUCAGCAGCUAAAAGACCUAAUUGCUGAUCAAGUGCCUCUACUUAAAUUCGGGCUUGAUGUUCACGCGUCCCGAGAUCCUGACAAGAAGAUGCAUGCGUUGCUUGUGAAGCGUUUCCAUGAGUUACAGCAGAAGGUGGAACAGAAUUUCGGGAAACGGAUGAGUGAAUUUGACGCUCUAAGCGAAGCGUCCUCAGAAGUACAACUAAGAGCUAAUUUACGUGAUAGCAGUGAUAUUGAUUCACGCAGUUUGGCGACCAAUAGGAUGUCUGAUAUUUCCACUGGAAAUGAAUCAACGUCAAAGUCCAAAUUCAUUUCUGCUUUCAAUCGGACAAGAAUAAGUAGUAGUGGUACGCUUACUCCAAGACACAAGAAACGAAGCAGAAAGAGCGAAGUGAGUCUUCAGUCAAGCGGUAGCCAAUGGUAUACAUCAGCGACAUCUAACGGCGUUAAUAGUACGAUAAAUAGUGCCAUAACAUCGGCGAUAGCGAACGCUUUCAACAACAGCAACAACAAUAUGAACAACAGCAUUAGUUCGCCAAAUAUGCUGGAAACGACGGCGUCACCUUUACGCGAAUUGAGACAAGAGCUUGUGACGGAGCGACCGCUGCGCGCAGAUGCCGAGAGACGGUUGUCGCAACGGGCCUCAUACGUCACAUCUUCAGAGCCGCCGUCUAACAGGGACUCGCUAGGUACAACCGAUUCCAACCAAGACGAAGAAGAACCGCCGCCGCUGCCCGUCAAACAAUCCCACCGAAGCCUAGAUCUAGACACGGAGAAUAACAACAUGGACGUAAACCCACUACCCACCAGGUACAAUUACGAUCUGGUUCUUUCACCUCGCCACUCGUAUUUGUACCAGUCGAAAAGGCGGAACACUUGUGAGUUACCACCUGCUAAUGAAAAAGCGCCCACGCCACCGCCUAAGAAGAGAAAUCAGUCUAACGCCUGA